Chanos chanos (milkfish) is the source of this 1263-nucleotide messenger RNA. It is a transcript of the gene palm1a, whose product is annotated as paralemmin 1a. Bases 1 to 1263 code for a protein of 420 amino acids. The transcript has 10 exons. The record is from RefSeq and is a predicted model, not a curated record. Gene Ontology annotation, cellular component: membrane. Gene Ontology annotation, biological process: regulation of cell shape. Lineage: Eukaryota; Metazoa; Chordata; Actinopteri; Gonorynchiformes; Chanidae.
AUGACAGUGGCAAGGGAAGAAGUCCCUGAGACAAUAGACACGCCCAGCAAACUCAGCCCACAGGAUGACAGCACAGCGGCAGACAAAACCGGCCCGAUUCCAGAGACACUGACACAGCAGGAGAGGCUUCAGGCUUUAGCGGAGAAGAGAAAGAGACAGACAGAAAUAGACAACAAGAAAAGACAACUGGAGGAUGACCGCAGACAACUGCAGCACUUAAAGUCAAAGGCAUUGCGUGACAGAUGGCUGCUGGAUGGAGGCUUAGAGGAGGAGGAAGCAAAACGUCAACUUCAGGAGGAUGAGGCGAAGACAAGGGGCUUGGAAGAAACCAUUCUACAACUGGAACAGGACCUCAGUGAGCUGGAGAUGGAUGUGUCAGUCAUCUCCUCCUCGCCCUCAACCGUAGCAAAACUCUCAAAGAGUCAGCAGGAAGAGACAAGGACCACAUUGAAUCUUGUCUUGUUAGAUGAAAUAAAGGAGAUCACAGAUAUUAAAGUUCAGCCCAGCCCCCAUCUGGACAAAGCCAGGGCUGAUAUGCUAAGAACAGCCAUGUACUCAGUAGAGAUCACUGUGGAGAGAGACAUGGUGAUGGGUCAAACCAAAGUCUUAUCGACCAGCACGCAACUUCCCAAAGACCUGUCCAAACACGGGGUCAAAGUGUACGAGGACGAGCAGAAAGUGGUACAUGAAGUGCGCGGGAUGGACGGAGUGUUGGAGAAUGGUGUGCACACGCUCAGCUCAUCUGAGGUUGAUGACCUUCUUCACAAAGCUGAUGAGGUCAUCCUGAGUGCAGGGGGUGGAGCCAUGCCACAAUCCGGGUCUGAGACCAUAGAGAGGGAAGAGCCACUCAUGAAGGCGGAAUCAGCAGCAGCGACAGAAAGUCCAACCACCAAAAAAGAGAUAACAGGAUUGGAGGCCAAGGCAGGAGGGGCGGAGCUAAAUGUGGAUAUGUGUGGAGCCAGUGAGGAUCACCCUGUCACCAUGGUGUUCAUGGGAUAUCAGAGCGUUGAGGAUGAGGAUGAGACGAAGAAGGUCCUGGGUCUGGAGGGGACAGUAACAGCUGAAGUGGUGGUCAUCCAAGAUGGAGAAGGCAAAACCCAGGUCACCACGGCAACAGAGGUGGCAGAACAGGCCCCACCCAACGGGAGCACAGCUGAUCCACCUAAGGCUCCAGAGAUGAGUGUGCAGACCACUGAUCCUGAUGAGGGCGCUACUGAGCUCAGCAAAAAGAAACAGCCAUGCAAAUGCUGUGUCAUCAUGUAA